CGGUGGCGGGCCGCGGGGCCGCGCACGCGGGAAAAGCUUCCCCGGCGUGCCCCCAUCUCCCGCGUCCCCGCCCCGUCCCCCGCGUCCCCCUACGCGCCCACCGCCCGCGCCCGGGCCGUCGCGAGGUUGCAGCUUGAGGAGAUUCCCAACCUACUGAACAUCUGUACAGCCACCCAGGAGUUGGGGCCCAGCUCCCAGUUUAUUCGGUUUCCCUUGUGCAGCCUAGGGCUCUGUGCCUAGACCAACACGGGCCGGUCAAGAUGGCAGAGACACUGGAGUUCAACGACGUGUAUCAGGAGGUGAAAGGCUCCAUGAAUGAUGGUCGGCUGAGGUUGAGCCGCCAGGGCAUCAUCUUCAAGAAUAGCAAGACGGGCAAAGUGGACAACAUCCAGGCUGGGGAGUUGACAGAAGGCAUCUGGCGCCGCGUAGCUCUGGGCCAUGGACUUAAACUGCUCACGAAGAAUGGCCAUGUCUACAAGUAUGAUGGCUUCCGAGAAUCGGAGUUUGAGAAACUCUCUGAUUUCUUCAAAACUCACUAUCGACUUGAACUAAUGGAGAAGGACUUGUGUGUGAAGGGCUGGAACUGGGGGACAGUGAAGUUCGGUGGGCAGUUGCUUUCCUUUGACAUUGGUGACCAGCCGGUCUUUGAAAUACCCCUCAGCAAUGUGUCCCAGUGCACCACAGGCAAAAAUGAGGUGACACUGGAAUUCCACCAGAAUGAUGACGCAGAGGUCUCUCUCAUGGAGGUGCGCUUCUACGUCCCUCCCACCCAGGAGGAUGGUGUGGACCCAGUUGAGGCCUUUGCCCAGAAUGUGCUGUCAAAGGCGGAUGUAAUCCAGGCUACUGGAGAUGCCAUCUGCAUCUUCCGGGAGCUGCAAUGUCUGACUCCCCGCGGUCGUUACGACAUUCGGAUCUACCCCACCUUUCUGCAUCUACAUGGCAAGACCUUUGACUACAAGAUCCCCUACACCACGGUACUGCGUCUCUUUUUGCUGCCCCACAAGGAUCAGCGCCAGAUGUUCUUUGUGAUCAGCCUGGAUCCCCCUAUCAAGCAGGGCCAGACCCGUUACCACUUCCUGAUCCUCCUCUUCUCCAAGGACGAGGACAUCUCCUUGACUCUCAACAUGAAUGAGGAAGAGGUGGAGAAGCGCUUUGAGGGGCGGCUUACCAAGAACAUGUCAGGAUCGCUCUAUGAGAUGGUCAGCCGGGUCAUGAAAGCACUGGUGAACCGCAAGAUCACAGUCCCAGGCAACUUCCAAGGGCACUCGGGGGCCCAGUGCAUUACCUGCUCCUACAAGGCAAGCUCGGGACUGCUGUACCCACUGGAGCGGGGCUUCAUCUAUGUUCACAAGCCACCCGUGCACAUCCGCUUCGAUGAGAUCUCCUUUGUCAACUUUGCCCGUGGCACCACCACCACUCGCUCCUUUGACUUUGAAAUUGAGACCAAGCAGGGCACUCAGUACACCUUCAGCAGCAUUGAGAGGGAGGAGUAUGGGAAGCUGUUUGAUUUUGUCAACGUAAAAAAGCUCAACAUCAAAAACCGAGGAUUGAAAGAGGGCAUGAACCCAAGCUACGAUGACUAUGUUGACUCUGAUGAAGAUCAGCAUGAUGCCUACUUGGAGAGGAUGAAAGAGGAGGGCAAGAUCCGGGAAGAGAAUGCCAACGACAGCAGUGAUGACUCAGGAGAAGAAACUGGUGGGCUAGCCUCAGUGCUGGGCACGAGGGCAGCCAGACUUUCCUUCCUGAGUCCUGGGCUGGACUCACCCGGGGAUGAGUCAUUCAACCCAGGUGAAGAGGAGGAAGAUGUGGCAGAAGAGUUUGACAGCAACGCCUCUGCCAGCUCCUCCAGUAAUGAGGGUGACAGUGACCGUGAUGAGAAGAAGCGGAAACAGCUCAAAAAGGCCAGGAUGGCCAAGGAUCGCAAGAGCCGCAAGAAGCCUGUGGAGGUGAAGAAGGGUAGAGACCCCAAUGCCCCCAAGAGACCCAUGUCUGCAUACAUGCUGUGGCUUAAUGCCAGCCGAGAGAAGAUCAAGUCAGAUCAUCCUGGCAUCAGCAUCACGGAUCUUUCCAAGAAGGCAGGCGAGAUCUGGAAGGGAAUGUCCAAAGAGAAGAAAGAGGAGUGGGAUCGCAAGGCUGAAGAUGCCAGGAGGGAAUAUGAAAAAGCCAUGAAAGAAUAUGAAGGGGGCCGAGGCGAGUCUUCUAAGAGGGACAAAUCAAAGAAGAAGAAGAAAGUAAAGGUAAAGAUGGAAAAGAAAUCAACGCCCUCUAGGAGCUCAUCAUCCAAGUUGUCACCAAGGCAGCUAAGUGAGAGCUUCAAGAGCAAGGAGUUUGUGUCCAGUGAUGAGAGCUCUUCAGGAGAGAACAAGAGCAAAAAGAAAAGGAGACGGAGUGAGGACUCUGAAGAAGAGGAACUAGCCAGUACUCCCCCCAGCUCAGAGGACUCGGCAUCAGGAUCUGAUGAGUAGAGAGGAGGAAGAUUCUUCUUGUGCUUGCCUUGUCACACGCCUAGGCUUCCCGCCCAUGUUUUGGUACCAGUUUCUCCUUAUAUGACUUGUAGUCCUUGGAUUCUGUGCCAUCUGAACAAGCUGUCCUGGUGGUUUGCACUUCACUGGGACAGUGGGGGAGGCAUCUUAACUCUGCAGCUUCACAAGGAUGGCCUUUUGUUAUUUGGGGAGAGACUGGGUGGGAGGCAGGGCAGUGUAGGAUUCAAGUCCUCAUCCUACUUUCCCGACAUUAGGGAUAUAGCUGCUUCUUGUCUUGGUCAAGUUGCUGCAGCAGGGGUCAUGUGAGGUCAGGCUUGUAGCUCCUAACUGGGGCCUAUUUCUACCUUUAUUUUGUAUUUCUGGUCUGUGAAAAAUCAACAUUUAAUAAAGGGAACUGACUUUGGAAA
Cynocephalus volans (Philippine flying lemur) is the source of this 2890-nucleotide messenger RNA. RefSeq names its product structure specific recognition protein 1 (gene SSRP1). Lineage: Eukaryota; Metazoa; Chordata; Mammalia; Dermoptera; Cynocephalidae. Gene Ontology annotation, cellular component: FACT complex; nucleus. The transcript is spliced from 17 exons. Bases 261 to 2465 code for a protein of 734 amino acids. The record is from RefSeq and is a predicted model, not a curated record. Gene Ontology annotation, molecular function: DNA binding; nucleosome binding; histone binding. Gene Ontology annotation, biological process: regulation of chromatin organization.